AAUGCGUAAUCUUAUGGCUGUAAGCUAACGAGUAGCAACGCCAACAUAGUAAAUGUUUAUUGGAGUGAAUUUUUCAUGGAAAAUUAAUAUUUUCCAUUUUUUUUUCGCCGGUAUUUUCUGCAGAUAGUAUAUGGAUAUUAGUGGAGUGAAUCUGAUGAUAUUUUAAUCUGAAAUUGCGUAUUGUGAUAAAGUAAACUUCAUAAAACUUUUUAACAAUCGCCGCCAUUAUCUGUAUUUAUGCAGCUUUACUAAUAUUUUGGUUUAAAAAAUUUACCUAAAGUCAACAGAAAAAUAAGGUGAUUGGAAUUUCGCAAUAUGGCACGUAGUAGAAAAGACAGUACAGGUAAAAGUGAUUCUGAAGCUACAGAUAAGGAUAAACGUGAGAAAGGUCGAGAAAAAGAUCGAAAGAAGCGUGCUGAUUCUACUUCUAGCAGUGGUAGCAGCUCUUCUGAUAGCAGCUCUGGGUCAUCUAGCUCCAGUAGUGGAAGCAGUUCCCGAUCAAGCUCUUCUUCUAGUAGUUCAUCCAGCAGCUCAGGAAGUUCUUCAGCGAGUUCACGAGACCGAAAUCGUAAACGAAGCCGUAGCAAGAGUGCUGAUGGAGCCAAAAGACAUGAUAACAAGGACAAAGAGAAGGAAAAAGAAAGAGAACGUGAACGUGACAGGGAUAAAGAUAAGAAAAAAUCAACUUCAAACUCAAUCUCUGAUAAACCAAAACCUAAAGGACGCUCGAGGUCUCCUUCUCCACGACGAUCACCAUCUCCACGUAGAAAGCGUCGUGAACGUUCUCCAAUACCUCGACCCACGAAAAUUCACAUCGGUCGUUUGACACGUAAUGUGACAAAGGAACACAUUAUGGAAAUAUUCUCAACAUAUGGCAAUAUUAAAUUAGUAGACUUUGCUGUGGACAAACAUCACCCUAAUCACGGGCGUGGAUUUGCUUAUGUCGAAUACGAAACGGCUGACGAAGCUGAAAAUGCUAUGAAACAUAUGGACGGUGGUCAAAUUGAUGGCCAAGAGAUAACUGCUGCUCCGGUUUUAUUGCCAAAACCACGACCACUUCCUAUGCGACGAAUGUCUCCUAUUUUAGGACGACGGGGACCAAUCAGAUGGGGUGGUGGAGGAAGGAACUCACCGCCACGUUAUCGUCGACGUUCGCCAAUUAUGAAUCGUAGACGUAGUCCAAGGCCUCCUAGACGCCGACAGAGAACACGUUCAAGGAGUCCUAUAAAUAAUCCUCGUCAUCGCCAUCGAAGAUAUACACGGUCUAGCUCGAGUAGUUCACGAUAGCGAUACAAUAUGACACAAUAUUGAAAAGAAUCUUUGGUCAAUAUUUCUGAAAGGACCCAUUUAAGCACUUGAUUCUCAUAUAACGCAUCAUUGAGACUGCUGGAGUACGUGAAUGUUUAUAAUGUACACAAAAUAUUUGAAUGGAUGUAUUUCUAGAUGUUUCAAGACAUCUAAAUUACAAUUUUUCGUGAUCGAAAA
Molecule: messenger RNA, 1485 nt
Organism: Chelonus insularis
Lineage: Eukaryota; Metazoa; Arthropoda; Insecta; Hymenoptera; Braconidae
Product: RNA-binding protein with serine-rich domain 1-like
Exons: 4
Coding region: 316-1287 (323 amino acids)
Biological process (GO): mRNA splicing, via spliceosome
Cellular component (GO): nucleoplasm; ASAP complex; cytoplasm
Molecular function (GO): RNA binding
Source: RefSeq, a predicted model, not a curated record